AUGGUUAUGAUAUUUAAAAUCUACGAUGCCUCCUGCCAUGGCAGAUACCCUGGACAUCUGGGCAGUAGACUCACAUAUAGCAGCUGAUGGCUCAAUAUCUGUGGACUGCCUCCUACCCACUGGAAUCUACAUCAGUCUAGAUGUCCCUCGCGAUGCCACUAUUUCUCAUAUAAAACAGCUAUUAUGGAAGCAAGCGCACAGCUACCCGCUAUUUCACCUCCUUAUGGAGAUAGACUCCUAUAUGUUUUCCUGUGUGAAUCAGACAGCAGUUCGUGAGGAACUGGAAGAUGAGACGCGAAGACUCUGUGACGUUCGACCAUUUCUUCCUGUCCUUCAGUUAAUUACAAGAAGCUGUGACCCAGGAGAAAAAUUGGACUCCAAGAUAGGUGUCCUCAUAGGAAAAGGUCUCCAAGAGUUUGAUGCCCUACAGGACCCAGAAGUAAAAGAAUUCCGGGAUAAGAUGGGACGAAUCAGUGAAGAAAAGAUGAAGUCGCUUAUAGGGUUAUCUUGGAUUGACUGGCUAAAACACACUUAUCCUCCAGAACAAGAACCAGCAAUCCCAGAAAAUCUCCAAGAUAAACUCUAUGGUGGCAAUCUAGUUGUAGCUGUUCAUUUUGACAACUGUCAGGAUGUAUUUAGUUUCCAGGUUUCUCCUAACAUAAACCCUAUCAAGUUGAAUGAACUGGCAAUUCGGAAGCGUUUGACUAUCCACGGAAGGGAAGAUGAAGUAGUUGAUCCUUAUGACUAUGUGCUGCAAGUCAGCGGAAGACUGGAAUAUGUCUUUGGGGACCAUCCAUUAAUUCAGUUCCAGUAUAUCCAUCGCUGUGUGAUGAACAGAAUUCUUCCUCAGCUGACUCUUGUUGAAUGUAGCAGCAUAAAGAAAAUGUGCGAACAGGAAAUGAUUGCCGUAGAAGCUGCCAUAAACCGAAAAUCAUCCAACCUUCCUCUUCCUCUGCCACCCAAAAAAUCACGAACAGUAGCUUUGACUCAAAGUGUAUGGGAUAUUACCCUCCCUUUCAAGGUGGUGCUGGUAAGCGGGACCAAGCUGAACACAGAAGAGACUGCUAAAGUUCAUGUCAGGGCUGGUCUUUUCCAUGGAACUGAGCUCCUUUGUAAGCCUAUCGUAAGCUCAGAAAUAUCUGGGAGAAAUGACCAUGUUUGGAAUGAGCCCUUGGAAUUUGAUAUCAACGUUUGUGACUUGCCAAGAAUGGCUAGGCUGUGCUUUGUGGUUUAUGCUGUGAUGGACAAAAUGAAAAAUAAAAAGUCAGCCAAGACACUUAAUCCUUCCAAAUACCAGACUAUUAGGAAAGCUGGGAAAGUGCACUAUUCUGUCGCUUGGGUCAAUACCAUGGUGUUUGACUUUAAAGGACAGUUGAAAACGGGGGACUUUGUACUGCACAGCUGGUCAUCAUUUCCUGAUGAACUUGAAGAGAUGUUGAAUCCAAUGGGAACAGUACAAACAAAUCCAUACACUGAAAAUGCAACAGCUUUGCACGUCAGGUUUCAAGAGUAUUCAAAACUUCCUAUUUAUUACCCUCCCUUUGACAAGAUACUUGAAAAGGCAGCUGAGAUUGCAAGAAAUAGUGAUAGUUCUGGUAUGGCAGGUCGGGGCGGCAAAAAGUUCUACAUUGAGCUAAAGGAGAUCAUGGAAAGGGAUCCUUUGUCUCAGCUCUGUGAAAAUGAAAUGGAUCUCAUUUGGACUUUGCGAUACGACUGCCGUGAGAAUUUUCCACAAUCCUUGCCAAAGCUAUUGCUCUCAAUCAAGUGGAACAAGCUCGAAGAUGUUGCUCAGCUUCAGGCCCUUCUUCAAAUAUGGGCCAAACUGCCUCCCAGAGAAGCAUUAGAAUUAUUGGAUUUCAAUUAUCCAGAUCAAUAUGUACGAGAAUAUGCAGUAGGCUGUUUAAGACACAUGAGUGAUGACGAACUUGCUCAGUAUCUUCUGCAGCUUGUGCAAGUACUGAAAUAUGAACCUUUUCUCGACUGUGCCCUCUCCAGGUUCCUGAUAGAGAAAGCACUGGCAAACAGGAGGAUAGGACAGAUGCUGUUUUGGCAUCUGAGAUCUGAAGUACACAUACCUGCAUUUUCAGUACAAUUUGGUGUGAUUCUUGAAGCUUACUGCCGUGGGAGUGUUGCUCACAUGAAAGUUCUUUCUAAACAGGUCGAAGCACUGAACAAGAUGAAGACUUUGAAUAGUCUAAUAAAGCUGAAUGCUGUGAAGCAAAGCAAAGCCAAAGCAAAAGACGCAAUGCAUACCUGUUUAAAACAAAGAGCUUACAAAGAAGCCCUUUCUGAUCUCCAGUCCCCGCUGAAUCCUUCGGUCAUACUUUCAGAACUGUAUGUGGAAAAAUGUAAAUACAUGGACUCUAAAAUGAAGCCUUUAUGGAUAGUAUAUAACAACAAAGUGUUUGGUGGAGAUUUGGUGGGGAUUAUUUUUAAAAAUGGAGAUGAUCUACGACAAGACAUGCUGACGCUUCAGAUGUUACGUUUGAUGGACUUGCUUUGGAAAGAAGCUGGUCUAGAUCUUCGAGUCUUGCCAUAUGGUUGUUUAGCAACAGGAGAUCAUUCUGGUUUAAUUGAGGUUGUUUCUGCUUCCGAGACCAUUGCAGAUAUUCAACUAAAUAGUAGCAACGUUGCUGCUGCGGCUGCAUUCAACAAAGAUGCUCUCUUAAAUUGGAUUAAGGAAUACAAUUCAGGAGAUGACCUGGAUCGCGCUAUUGAGGCAUUCACACUCUCUUGUGCUGGCUACUGUGUAGCUACUUAUGUGCUGGGCAUAGGAGACCGACAUAGUGACAAUAUCAUGGUCAGGAAGAACGGUCAGCUCUUCCAUAUAGAUUUUGGCCAUAUUCUUGGAAACUUCAAAUCCAAAUUUGGAAUUAAAAGGGAGCGAGUGCCUUUCAUUCUUACCUAUGAUUUUAUUCAUGUCAUUCAGCAGGGGAAAACAGGAAACACUGAAAAAUUUUGCCGGUUCCGACAAUGUUGUGAAGAUGCAUACUUGAUUCUGCGAAGACACGGGAACCUGUUCAUCACUCUCUUUGCAUUGAUGUUAACGGCCGGGCUUCCAGAGCUAACUUCUGUUAAGGACAUCCAGUAUCUAAAGGACUCUCUUGCCUUAGGGAAGAGCGAGGAAGAGGCGCUAAAGCAGUUCAAGCAGAAAUUUGACGAAGCGCUGAGAGAAAGCUGGACUACUAAAGUGAACUGGAUGGCACACACUGUUCGAAAGGAUUACAGAUCCUGAGUGGUUUAUGAAUUUGCACUAAGCUGAAUGUUACUCUGACAGUAAAAUGUUUAAAAGGGAAUCAAUGGACCCUUUCUAAAAAUGGACCCAAGCAUAUUGCCUGAAUGAUUAUUUUGCACUCUGCUGUAGAAUGCUUUGACAAGAUUUUGUAAAACUAGCCGAUGUUAUCUAUAAAUUCUUGUUCCGACUUUGCACGCUGAAAGCUACUUACUAAGCUUUUAUGUUAUUAUUUUGAUACAUUGCAAAGCUGUAAAUAUUUUGGGUUUUUUAUGUUUUGGGAAUGGAC
Molecule: messenger RNA, 3521 nt
Organism: Euleptes europaea (tarantolino)
Lineage: Eukaryota; Metazoa; Chordata; Lepidosauria; Squamata; Sphaerodactylidae
Gene: PIK3CB
Product: phosphatidylinositol-4,5-bisphosphate 3-kinase catalytic subunit beta
Exons: 22
Coding region: 26-3235 (1069 amino acids)
Biological process (GO): phosphatidylinositol-3-phosphate biosynthetic process; cell migration; phosphatidylinositol 3-kinase/protein kinase B signal transduction
Cellular component (GO): plasma membrane; phosphatidylinositol 3-kinase complex; cytoplasm
Molecular function (GO): 1-phosphatidylinositol-3-kinase activity; 1-phosphatidylinositol-4-phosphate 3-kinase activity
Source: RefSeq, a predicted model, not a curated record